GUAUACAAGGAGGUAAGUCGUUGCAAUCAGUUUGUUCAAACUCCAGGGCGGUAUAAAACUAUAAAAGCUCCAAAUAUAGCGGGAAGAACGCUAUAAUUCCGUUACGCAAGUGAGAGAGAGCAAAUCAUAGCAGCUACAACACAAUACAAGUUUAAUCACAUUUUUAGAGAGAGAAAGAGAGACAGGAGAGAGAGAGAGAGAGAGAGAGAGAGAGAGAGAUGGACGAGGGAGAAAUGGACAAGAAAGAAGUAGACAAGAAAGAUAAGGCGAAAGAGCGAAGGGAAAAGAGACGCCAAGAGAUCUCUCUCCUCCGUACAAUCCCUUAUUCCGAUCACCAGAGGUGGUGGAAUCCAGAUACUGUUGCUGUGGUGACUGGUGCAAACAGAGGGAUUGGGUUUGAGAUUGUACACCAACUCUCUGCGCAUGGGUUGACAGUUAUUCUGACAUCAAGAGACACAGCUGUUGGUGAAGAAGCAACAAAGGUUUUACAAGAAGGAGGUUUGAAUGUGUUCUUCCAUCAACUGGAUGUCCUGGAUCCUUCAUCAAUCACAGUCUUUUCUGAUUGGUUACAGCAGAGCUAUGGUGGUCUAGAUAUUCUGAUAAACAAUGCGGGUGUUAGCUUCAAUCAAGGGUCGGACAUUACCAUUGAAUGUGCUGAAAAAGUUAUUAACACCAACUAUUUCGGGACCAAAAAUAUGAUUAAAGCUAUGAUCCCAUUAAUGAAGCCUUCUGAAUCUGGUGCUCGUAUUGUUAAUGUGAGCUCACGAUUGGGAAGACUUAAUGGAAAGCGACAUAGAAUUGAAGAUGACACUUUGAGACACCAAUUGGAAGAUGUGGAUACUCUCUCAGAAGAAUUGAUUGAUGAGACCGUGAACAAGUUCUUGGAACAAGUAAAAGAUGGCAGUUGGACAUCCAAUGGAUGGCCUCAAACGCACGCUGACUACUCGUUAUCAAAACUCGCAGUUAAUGCUUACACAAGGCUAAUGGCCAGGGUUCUUUCAGAUCAACCAGAAGGCCAGAAGAUAUGUAUCAAUUGCUACUGUCCCGGCUGGGUGAAGACUGCCAUGACUGGUUGGUCGGGGCAUAUCACAAUUGAGGAAGGGGCUGACACUGGAGUCUGGCUUUCCCUGAUUCCGGACCAAGUAGUUACAGGAAAAUUCUUUUCUGAGAGACGCGAGAUACAUUUCUAAAGUAGUCGGAUUGAAAACUGAUGCCAGGUACGAGUUCUACUUCAGCUAUCUUGUAAAUAAAAUUGGAUCCUACUAUAACUGAGAGAAUAAAGAAAAAACUGCUGCAACAAAAUCUAUGUAAUGCUUUGUGAACGCGGAACAGCUACUAAACUGCUGAGGGCAUGUCUUGCCAAUUCAACUAUUUAGAAAGAGUAAGCAUCUGUUACUGUUGGGAUAGAAUCGGAAAUGAUUGAUUGCCUGUUUAUUUCCAUCUUUGAAUGAGGAAGAUAUAGCUGAUUUUCUGGUAAGGCCUGGCUUUUGAAAAUUUGGUUGUGCGAAUUCUUGUGCGGUCCAGUAAUGUACACUCGAGGAAGUAGUGAGCAUCACCCAUGAAUGGAAGAGCAGCCUUUGGCAUUUUUGUUUGACAGUCACUUCAACAUGUUUGUUACUAAGCUUUGUUUUUAUCAUCUUUGGUUAAUUGCUGUAAUGGGCAUUCUAUCUCAAAGAUUUUGUAAUGUUUUCCAGUC
This is a messenger RNA of Cornus florida, 1696 nucleotides long. RefSeq lists its product as uncharacterized. The record is from RefSeq and is a predicted model, not a curated record. Lineage: Eukaryota; Viridiplantae; Streptophyta; Magnoliopsida; Cornales; Cornaceae. Gene Ontology annotation, cellular component: membrane. Bases 219 to 1190 code for a protein of 323 amino acids. The transcript has 4 exons. Gene Ontology annotation, molecular function: oxidoreductase activity, acting on the CH-OH group of donors, NAD or NADP as acceptor.